AUGUCUGAACGCAAAGUCCUUAACAAAUACUUCCCCCCGGAUUUCGAUCCUGAUCUCAUUCCUCGGCGGAAGCAACCCAAGAAUUCGCAACAGGUUGUCCGUCUCAUGGCCCCGUUUUCUAUGCGAUGUAACACAUGCGGCGAAUACAUAUAUAAGGGCAAGAAAUUCAAUGCUCGCAAAGAGACGGUGGAGGGCGAGGACUACUAUGGUAUCAAAAUCUUCAGGUUCUACAUCAAAUGCACCCUAUGCUCCGCCGAGAUCACUUUCAAGACGGAUCCCAAGAACACCGACUAUUCCGCCGAGCACGGUGCGUCUCGCAACUUCGAGCCGUGGAGAGAGGAAGCGGCCGUAGAAGAGGAGGACCGACUGGCCAAACUCGAGGAAGAAGAGAACAACCCCAUGAAAGCACUCGAAAACCGCACUGUCGACUCGAAACGCGAGAUGGACAUUCUCGAUGCGCUGCAGGAUAUCAGAGCCAGGAAUGCGAGGAAUGAGCGCGUGGGGCACACGGUGGAUCUGACGGCGAGGAUAGCCGAAGGAGAGAUCGAGGACGAGGAGGAUUUAGAGAGGAAGCGGCUGGAGGACGAGGACGAGAAGUUGGUGAGACAGGUGUUCAAAAAAGUUACGAUGCCUGCGGUGCUUGGAGAAUCCGCUCCUGUGGAUGAGUCCGUUCCAAUCCCCCAGGUGAUUACCGUCAAGCGCAAGGCCGACGACAUCGAACCGUCGCUGCAGAGCCUACUCCCCGACUCUGCAAAGGAGCUGAUAGCAAAAGCGACGCUCGCUCCUCAGCCACCGAAAAAGAAAAAGCCUAAUUCACUUGGGAUCAAGUUGGUUAAGAAGGCGAAGACCUGA
This is a messenger RNA of Pleurotus ostreatus (oyster mushroom), 852 nucleotides long. RefSeq lists its product as uncharacterized. The transcript has 4 exons. Gene Ontology annotation, cellular component: U2-type catalytic step 1 spliceosome. NCBI's taxonomy places the organism in Eukaryota, Fungi, Basidiomycota, Agaricomycetes, Agaricales, Pleurotaceae. Gene Ontology annotation, biological process: mRNA splicing, via spliceosome. The record is from RefSeq and is a predicted model, not a curated record. Bases 1 to 852 code for a protein of 283 amino acids.